CGCGCGCGCGAGACGUCGCGGAUCGAGCACAGCUGUGGAGAGUAAAAGAGAUCCAGGCAGGGCACAGAAGAACAUCGUGUAACGUAAUUGACAAUCUCAAACAUUCCGCACUUGUGACACGACGCGCGCUUAGCAGCGAGGCCCGCACAAUGGUAAACACAGUACGGUCGGCGUCGGGCGCGCGACUCGUCGCGGAUUCGAGUUUCGUCGACGAGAUGACGUCCAUCGACAUCAGCAGCAUCGACACGACCACCGAUUACGACGACGUCGUGUCGAAGAUGAGCUUUGGAUCGGUCAAGCCUCGACCGGCCACGAGGCGAGCUGACAGACCGAUUCGAGAAUUGACGUUGCCGGGCCACGUGGGUCUGGCCAGUCUUCCGGAGCAGUUCAUGAAGAGUGUGACUCGCAAUGGAUUUGUAUUCAAUUUACUCUGCGUCGGCGAAACCGGCCUCGGUAAGUCGACCCUCGUGGACUGCCUGUUCAACACAGGCUACGAGUACCGGCCGAGGAUGCAUCACUCGUCGGCGGUGAAGCUCGAGACCAACAGCUACGAUCUGUGCGAGAGCAACGUCCAGCUGAAGCUGACCGUGGUGAGCACGAUCGGAUACGGCGACCAAGUCAACAGGGAGGACAAUUUCCGGCCGAUCGUCGAGUACAUCGAUGCUCAGUUCGAGGCUCACGCCCGGGAAGAGUCGGGAGACUCCCGCUUGAGAGCCGUCGGAGCUUACCACGACGCUCGCGUGCACGCCUGCCUCUACUUCCUCUGUCCCACUGGUCACGGUCUGAAGAGCAUAGACGUCGCCUGCAUGAAGGUAUUGGGCACCAAGUGCAACGUUAUACCCAUCAUAGCCAAAGCCGACACCAUCGCCAAGAAAGAGUUGCAGGAAUUCAAAAACAGAAUAUUGAGGGACAUAGAGGCGAACGAGUUGAAGAUGUAUCAGUUCCCGACCGACGACGAAAGCGUGGCCGGCGUCAACGCGCUCAUGAACAUGCAUCAACCCUUCGCCAUCGUCGCCAGCAAGGAUUUCGUCAGAGUGGGAAACAGGAGCGUGCGCGGACGAGAGUAUCCCUGGGGAGUCGUGCAAAUGGAGAACGAGCAGCACUGCGACUUCGUCAAACUGAGAGAGAUGCUCGUGCGAACCAACAUGAACGAUCUGUGCGAGACGACUCAUACGCGGCAUUACUCGUUGUUCAAGCACGAGCGAUUCCAACGUUUGGUCAAGGAUAUCGAAAGAAUAAGAGAAGAAAAUGACGAGUCGUGCGAUUCGGAUCGGUCCUUCGCGAGUUUCAAAAAAACUGAAGCCGGACAACGGCUUACGUCUAAAAUUGCAAAGUACAAUAACCGUUUGAAAGUCGCCGAGGUGGAGAUCAAACGUAAAUAUGCAUUACUUCAGCAAGGUCAACAGGAGCUAGCGGAUAAAUUGUUAAAGCAAAAGUCGAAAUUGAAUUACGAAAUUGAAGUUUUUCAUACGCUGAAGAAUCGCCUAGCAAAAGCGCAAAUAAUUAAAGAAGAGCCUGGCAAAAGAAAUAAACUAUCGUGUUUUCCGAGUACCGAUGGAGAUUCAGGCUAAAUUGUAUAAAGCAAAACCCUUAUUUGAUUUAUGUGUGUAUAGAACAUAAAAUCCUUUAUUAGAUAUCAAGUUUACAAAUAUUAUCACACACGUUGUAAUGAAUUUUUGUCCAAAGAUGGUCAUAUUGUAAUAUAUAAAUUCAUAUAUUGUACAAAUAUAUUCGUAAUAGUAAAAUGACUA
Messenger RNA from Trichogramma pretiosum, 1751 nucleotides. Its product is annotated as septin-11-like. The transcript has 8 exons. The record is from RefSeq and is a predicted model, not a curated record. Gene Ontology annotation, molecular function: GTPase activity; GTP binding; molecular adaptor activity. Bases 150 to 1571 code for a protein of 473 amino acids. Gene Ontology annotation, cellular component: microtubule cytoskeleton; cell division site; septin complex. NCBI's taxonomy places the organism in Eukaryota, Metazoa, Arthropoda, Insecta, Hymenoptera, Trichogrammatidae. Gene Ontology annotation, biological process: cytoskeleton-dependent cytokinesis.